This is a messenger RNA of Dreissena polymorpha, 649 nucleotides long. RefSeq lists its product as uncharacterized. The transcript is spliced from 2 exons. The record is from RefSeq and is a predicted model, not a curated record. The coding region runs from base 275 to 649 and encodes 124 amino acids. NCBI's taxonomy places the organism in Eukaryota, Metazoa, Mollusca, Bivalvia, Myida, Dreissenidae.
CAGUUAAAUGGUUUUCAGAUGAUAACUCAAGAAUGCUUACGCCUAGAAUCAUGAAACUUCAUAGGUACAUUAAUCAUGGCUGGCAGAUGACCCCUAUAGAUUUUCAAGACUCUAGGUCAAAGGUCAAGGUCACAGUGACCUUAAGCCACUACAACUGACAGCCCAUUUGGAGGACAUGCGUGUUUUACAAACAGCCCUUGUUCUUAAUUGGACCAUACUAGAUGUAUUCAUUAACUCGGGAUAAUAAUUGUAUUCAUAAUUAUGUCUAAAUGCAAUGUACCUUUUUUACUCGUUACUCAGGGCUCUAAACAGAUCUGUCUCAGAUGAUGACAGAACUGUUAUUUAUAAACAACUUGGGCAGUUGAGUCGCUUUACAGCUCUGCAUUGGAUUUUGGCAGAGGAGCCAAAGACACGGGAUGUACCAGUGUCUCUCCUUGAUGACUUGGUGAUCCAUCCUGAUUAUCUGGGAGCUGAGGACCCACGCACAUGGCUGAGACGACAGCUGCUGGUGUCGCGCGAAAAGGUCAACAAAACAGCUGCAGCAACUAUUGGCCAGAGGAUAAAUGCCUUAUGGGCAGCUGAUCGCAAGUUGAGAUUCACCACCUCUAACUUCGGACAUAUCUUGUCAACGUUUGACAGAAAAAAGUAA